Molecule: messenger RNA, 3100 nt
Organism: Xyrauchen texanus (razorback sucker)
Lineage: Eukaryota; Metazoa; Chordata; Actinopteri; Cypriniformes; Catostomidae
Product: sialic acid-binding Ig-like lectin 14
Exons: 8
Coding region: 48-1277 (409 amino acids)
Source: RefSeq, a predicted model, not a curated record
GUGAAGGGUUCGACUUGAGAAAAGGAUUGGUGGAAAACACAUUUCAAAUGGAUUUCAUCUCAAGCUGCGUAUUUCUAUUAUUGAUGAUGUUAAAUAUGAGCGCAGGCCAAAACAACAAGUGGCACAUCACUUUCAAUCCACAGGAGAUUACUGCAGUUCCAGGAUUAUGUGCUCUCAUUUCAUGUAACUUCACUUAUCCAGACCAAGCAAAACCUGUUCAGAAGAUCCUGUUGUAUGCAUGUAAUAAAAAUGGAUGUAAUAAGGAAAUUUUCAACUUCAAUAAAAACAGUAGAAGAUACAAACAGAGUGAAGCAGGACAGAUUGAGAUGCUUGAAACUGAUCCUCACAAAAACAAUUGCAGCAUCAUUAUGAAAGAUAUAAAUGUCACAGAUGAAGGUGAAUAUGCUUUCAGAGUGGAAGGGAGUAAUGGACAGAAAAUCACAUAUCCUACGAGGUUUAAAGUUGCCAUUCAAGAAAAGCCCAUAAUGGAUAUUCCCCCUCUCAGACAAGGAGAGCCGGCUGGUUUGAACUGUUCAGCUCCUUUUCCCUGCCUUGAAUCUCCCCCUGAUAUCACAUGGUGGGCCAGGAUAAAAGGGGAACCUGCAAUCAAACUGAAAGAUAACAUCACACUGACCACUUUUAAAAGCCAUUACCUCUCAACUUUGGCCUUAACCCCAUCCUCCAAACUGCAUAAUGCCACUGUUGAAUGUUACGUGACCUACGGACACAUAGACAUCAGUACCCAUAGAACCCUAGAAGUGAUGUAUUUUACAAAUGAAUCGAAAAUAAACAGGACAAUCAGUCAAAUAGGCCCAGAGAUCUACAGUACUGUUGGUGAAAAUUUGACUAAGAGAGCUGAAAAGCUGCUGAAGGACACCAGAGAAACUAAACAUGGAAAUACCAGCUCUGUGGUUCAAGGUACUGAAACUUUUCUAAAGAAAUUGGGCCUCUCAAAGAUACUCACAUUUUUGGCAGGAAUGGCAUGUUCAGCUGUCAUCUUCUCAGUAACACUGUGUUGUUGGGUGUCUUGCCACAGAGUAAAAAAACAUAAAGGGCUGACUGCAAACCCCGACACUGGAGUUAAUUUGGAGAAGAAACUAGCUGAGGAGGAAGAGAGGGAACCAACGGAUAUGGAAUAUACUGAGAUCAACCGGGACAGACGAGGAAAUGGAAAGAGAUGUGAAGAUGAUCAGACUGAAAUGUCAAAUGGAGAAACAGAAGACCAGAAACAGAAGGGAGAGGAGAUUUAUUCCAAUGUACUUUUUGUUGAAUCCUGAAAAGGAGACUAGAGCGGCAAGAGGAUGUACCCAUUCAAGACUUUGUGCAUUAUUUCAAUUUGCAAGACAAUGUUUUUAAAUGACCUUAGUUCAGAUAUUUAAGGUGAGAAAAUGUGGAAAUGUAAGUGUUUAUUUGCAUCUAUUUUUAAAACAGUAGAAAGUGUCUUCAACAGAAAGGUCCGUUUAUCUUUUUUCAUUGUACAAGUAUCAAUUGUUGGUGAUACAUUGCAACAUGAUAUGAAAGGUUGCAUACUUACUGAUUUAGUGUUGCAUUAUUUGUACAUUACCUUUUGAACGUUUCCUGUUGCAUCAUGCACGUUUUCACAAGGCUUGUAAGAUCUCAGAUGUAUAUUUAAGGAAGUGUUAAGUUUCAGCAAUUGCUUACAUUUUUGUGUAACUUAAAAAGUUUCUGAACUCUCAUGAUAAUCCAUCCCAUUUUUUUUUUAAAUAGCUUUAACUAGCACUUAUACAUAUACAACAUUUAGAAAAGUGUCUGAUCGCACUUUUCAAAAUCAUGAUGCAGCCAAUAACCUACAAACAAGUAAGUCUUAAAAAAUGCCUAAACUAAACCUAUGCUAACUUAAUUCAGCGGACUCGAUGCAUGAGUUAACGGACUACGAUAAUGGCCUACUCAGACAACACAUUGUUUCCUAGAGCUUGCAGAAAAUACUCAAAACAGACACAAGCAGCGUAUCUAUCAAUCACAAAUAAUACAGUUGUAUUCAAUUAGAUGUGAUUGUCCAGGAUUUGCCAACUGACAGUUAUGCAUCUUCAUCUACCAUAGCGCGAUUGAGCAGCAGCUGUCGGAGUGACAUUACCUCCCCUCAGGGAAUGAUUAGCUAGAGGAGGAGCUGUCGAUUAAGAACUAGUGGACCAAUGGGGACGCAAAAAGCCCCCUGAUUUACAUGGAACUCUACUCUCAAAUUUUGGAAAAUCAAAGUGCAGAACUUGGAAACAAAUGUAAAGAAAAAUACAGCGUAAGCGUACAAACAAAUGAAAAUAUGAGAAGAAUUGUCAGAGAGCACAAAAACAGUAAUAUAACCAAGGAAAAUAUGAUUUUGUUUGCAGUUCUGAAGACUUUGCUUUUUUGUUUAUGGUGUUUUUGUAGCAUAUUUUAAAUAUUUUUGAUCCAUGCUUGUUAUUUUUUGAUCUUUGCUAAUUAUUAUGAUCUGCGCUUUUUAUUUAUUUUAGAUUUUUUUUUUUCAUCUCCACUUUUAUAUUAUUAUUAUUUACAUGUAUUAUUUUUGGAUCCGUGACCGCAAUACUUUUGACGGGAUUUUGAUCCCAUUUACUUUGCCUGGAUGACGAAUCUCUGCAGCGACUGGCACGGCAGAUGUGUCUUGAUGCAGCCAAACUGAAGGCUCUGAGGACCUGUGCUCUAUCUAUGGAGAUAAGCAAAAUGAAGUUAAAAGAUGGCUUGCAGAAGCUGAGAAGGAAACUAGUAGCACAACCACCAGACUUGUGGAGCUGGCCAUGCCGAGACACGCUAGGUCUGUAAGCCGGUCUUUCACUGUCAUGCUGUAGGCUCUCAACAAUAAUAUUGAUGAAAUGGGUGCUGAUGCUGAGAAGGUGGUUGCAAUGGUAACAGGACAGCAACAAUAGAAAUUAGCUUUGGCUUUCACAGUAUUGAUGAACUAUACACUAUGAAGUUUGCUCAAAGCACAAACUUACAACAUGCUCUUUAUGAUUCAUGAUUUAACUAUUGUAUUACCUUAAAGAAAAGAAAAUGGAAAUGAAUUAAUGGCUACUAAAAUUAAGUUUCAUUAUAGUUUUUAAAUGAUGAACUACCAUAAAUAUUAAUUUGUCAUGUAUGUGCAUAAAAU